Molecule: messenger RNA, 1188 nt
Organism: Thermothielavioides terrestris NRRL 8126
Lineage: Eukaryota; Fungi; Ascomycota; Sordariomycetes; Sordariales; Chaetomiaceae
Exons: 2
Coding region: 132-1031 (299 amino acids)
Biological process (GO): mitochondrial fission
Cellular component (GO): mitochondrion
Source: RefSeq, a predicted model, not a curated record
CGUCCCGAAUCCCUCCCGGUUGUACCCGACUGCGAAACACGCCCGGCGCUCCCAGCACGAAGCGCUCUUAGGAGACAUUCAAUUUGCGGCAACGAAGCUCCCCGUGGUACACCCAGUCAUCGUCUUGAAAGAUGUGGCCUUGGAGCAGCGGCUCGGACAAGCCUUCGGGGUCGACGCCCCAAAACGACGCUGCCAAGGCAUCCGCGCCUCAGAGUGCGAUAGACGACCCGAAGACUGAUCUCGACUCCAACAAGCUGCCGGACCGACAAAAGCUCCCUAAAAAGCUGCAAAAGAUCGUCGAGAAAUCGGACAAGGAGGAGAACUUCUUUGACGAGCUCGUCGAGGGAUAUGCACCGCCAUCCACCGAUUCCAACGUCCGCUAUGCCGCCUACGCCUCGCGCUUCCGCACCAUCCUCCUCUCCGCCCACCGCUACGUGGCCUACACGUCCGACAUAGGCGAGUCGUUCCGCCCCGUCGCGCACCCGUGGCUCGUCCGUGGCGCCUACGGCGUCUCGUGGGCCUACAUCCUCGGCGACGUCGGCUACGAGGGCUACAAGGCGUACUGGCACAACCAGCGGGUGCGCAACCCGCACCUGGAGCUGUCGACGCGGCAGCAGCAGCUCCUCGGCGUCGACCUGACCGCCGCGCCCGGGUCGUCGCCCGCCCCGGCUGCGCCCGGCACCGUGCCGCCGCUGGAGGACUGGCGCACGGUGAUGCUGCAGCGCGGCAUCUUCCAGAGCAUUGCCAGCAUGGGGCUGCCGGCGUUCACGAUUCACAGCGUCGUGCGCUACAGCGGGCGGGCAAUGAAGGACGUGAAGAACGCGACGCUGAGGACGUGGGCGCCGAUCGGCCUGGGGCUUUCGGUUGUGCCGUUCCUGCCGAAGAUCUUCGACAAGCCCGUCGAGAACGCGGUUGAGUGGGCGUUCCACAAGGGCUUCGAGACGUUUGGCGGCCACGAGGCGGUGGGGAAUGCGCCGCUGAUUGGCAGAGAAAAACAACUGAGCGAGCGCCCUAAGGAGAAGAAGGAGUGAGACAGCUCAGAGAUGUCAUUGGAUAUAGACAGCGGUGUUUCUGUGCAACUGUACUUCUUCGUAUAUUCGCAACUCCGGAUCAUAACAUGAUGUCGCUCAUCAUCGCUCGAAUAUUUCCCUUUGUUGCACAACAUGUUCAACCUUAGAAAGUAGACCG